Molecule: messenger RNA, 606 nt
Organism: Penicillium lagena
Lineage: Eukaryota; Fungi; Ascomycota; Eurotiomycetes; Eurotiales; Aspergillaceae
Exons: 1
Coding region: 1-606 (201 amino acids)
Source: RefSeq, a predicted model, not a curated record
AUGAUGCAUUACAAUACUUUGAUUGGUUUCCUCCUCGCCGCCCCAGCCCUGGCAUCUCCGAGUUAUGAGUACGAAGAACCUUCCGUGCCAUCGUCGGCUUCUGACUCCAUGCCACCUCCAUAUUAUGAUAUUCCCGUAUCCGCCAUUCCAGUGAUCGCAAGUGCUAUUCCGAGUAUGUGGAUUGAAGAAAUGAUGGACGACCCUGCUGCACGGCAGUCCAUGAUCGAUGCCAUAGAGUCGGGCACGUACCCGCCUUGGUAUUAUGAUUUGCCCGCCACCAUCAGACCUUACGCUUCCAAAGUCGCCGUUGAGGAAAUGUAUUACUUCAAUCAGGCACCACCAACAGUUGUUCCAUCUAUCAGCACUCCUAUCAUUACGCCAACGGGCUGGUGGACCGUCAGACCCAGCCCGGUCAUCUACAGCACCAGGCCUCCAAGUCCCAGCUCGACUCCUCUCCAGACGAGCUCAAGAACCAGCUCUAGUACUCCUUCAGGUUCUGGCACUGCAUCUUCCACCUUUGGCGGUGCACCCGCUGCAACGGCCGGCGCCGCGACCCUCGCUGGCGCCGGUGCCGCCGCUCUGCUUGGUAUUGCACUGGCACUGUAG